UGGGUGGGGUUGAACAUUACAACAACUUCAUACAACGGAAAGCCGGGCCGGCAUAGUACUUUGAGUGUUGUUUUGUGUUUGUGGUGUGCCGUGUUUUCGUAAUUCGUUGCCUGAUUCAGGAUAUUCUAAAUUAAAAAGGACAGUGACAGUGAAGUGAUGGGCGCCAGACAGAGUAAGAGGUCGGUGGACAUCUCGGCGGCCACCAAGAAGGGUGAGGUGGAGGGCGGAGUGGAGGACGGCAAGCUGGAGAGGCUAGAGGAAGGUGAUGUGGUCAAAGCUACACAGAACGGCACCGCGCCGCACGCGGAGAAAGAGCCGUCCUCGCCUGUCACAGAGGAGUUACAACCAACAAUAAACGGCGACGCCGCGAAAGAGGAAGUCGUAGAGGAGAAGAAGGAAAAAGAAGAAACGGAGGCAAAGAGUGAAACGGACGAGAAGAAAGAUGAAAGCCUAGUAAACGGUGCUCCAGAAAGUCCAGAAGACAAGGACAAAUCCACAGACGAAGCAGCGACGCCGGAAGGCAAAGAGAAGAAAAAGAAGAAGGAAAAGAAGAAGUGGAGCUUCAGGUCGAUCAGCUUCUCGAGGAAAGACAAGAGCAAACCGAACGUGAACAAGGACGAGGCGAAGAACGGAAAUGUGACCAAAGAGGAACCAGUAGCAGAGGUUGUGGAAGCUGAAGCAGCGGCAAACACAGAAGCUCUUCCCAUCAAGGAUGACGAGCCCAAGAAGGAAGAAUCCGCUGAGAAGACAGAAGAGAAGAAGGAGGAGAAAAAAGAAGAAACAAGCACACAAGAAGUCGCUGCUCCUGCCCCAGUUCCAACCCCUGCUCCUGAACCUGUCACAACCCCUGCCCCAGCAUCUCCUACCCCUGCCCCAGCUUCUCCUACCCCUGCACCUGAACCAGAGGUAGAAGCCACCCCCGCACCACCAACAGUAGAAUCCGCACCUGCCCCUGUCGAAGAGGUUGAGGAGGUGCCAGCACCAGUCCCAGUCUCAGAGCCCGAGGUAGAGGUGCAGACUGAGGUAAAGACAGAGGAGUUGCCUCCACCUCUGCCAGCCAGUCCUCCACCUACAGAGGCUCCACCACCUACCCCCGUCACCACAACCCCUGCACCUGCACCUGCCCCGCCUGCAGACGACACUGAGACGGAGACUGACAAUGAGAUCGGAGGUGGAGGUGAGAGUAUGGCAGAGCCCGAAGAGAUCGACGUUCCGGCAGUCACUGAAAUUGUCACUGAGAAGGUGGAGAAGCUGGUCAACGGCAUCAGCGACCACAGCCACGAGUUUGUUGAGGAGAUCUCUGAAAAGGUUGAUAUUGUAACGGAUAGCUUCAAGAGCAUCGUUACGGACACUAUUAUCUCAACCCAGGUGGUGAACGAGACGUCUGAUGACAAAGAACAAACGGCAUCGGCCGCGGAGUAAGCUCUUGUGAUGACUUUCGCAGUGAUUCAAGCAUUUCAUUACAACAAAAAAGACUGUUUGUUUUAUAUUAAUAUUAUUUCGGAGUUUGUGCCUUGGGAAAAAUAUCACUGCCCAAGAUCUGCAAAUAUCAGGCCUAGACCAACACUGCGGCCGCACAACCGAUGGAGUGGAGCUCCAAACAAAACCUCACCGAACCGGUAUAGAUUAGGUUACAUAGUUUAGACGGUUUUAUUAUUAUAUUAUUAUUACGAUAGUCUUGUAUGAAAGAAACAAAUGUCCGGUGGAGUUUUGUUUGUCAGAGGUUAUAUACAAUUUUGUAAAAUAAUUUUAAAUAAAUUUAUUGUAACGCUUUUUUGUAUUAUUAGAGCAGUCGUGUAGCUUGGAGCAUCACAGGCGGAGGGGGAAAUAUUUUCAUAUAAACUGUUUUUACUUGUAGUCGUAGGGAGUCGGAGAGGCAACGGCAACGGCAGCUUGGCUUGGUAACUGUUCCGUUCAUUUUGCAACGAACUGUUUUCGAUGUUCCAUUACAAUGUUUUUGAGAGAUGUUUUUAAUGAGUCGAUAAGACAUCGUUGUAGCACACUGUAUGUAUAAACCGACCUUUAUCUUAAAUUUAUAUAAAACCCCCUCAAUCUUUAUAAUGUCAUGUGUGAAUGUGUUUAUAAAUUAAAUAUAGAAUGUUCAAAUUUUAA
Molecule: messenger RNA, 2112 nt
Organism: Macrosteles quadrilineatus (aster leafhopper)
Lineage: Eukaryota; Metazoa; Arthropoda; Insecta; Hemiptera; Cicadellidae
Exons: 9
Coding region: 157-1422 (421 amino acids)
Source: RefSeq, a predicted model, not a curated record